CUAGUUAACGACUGUACACCGCGCUUGUAAAUGGUAAUUUCACCGAGAUAUUGUGAUAUUUACGCGGACGCCAGAAAAUCGACAGAAAGAUCGCCGGUUUAAACGAAAAUGGGUGCAUACUUGUCAGAACCGAUUACAAAGAAAGUGUCAAGCGAUGAAGUAGGCAAGAAUGUCGCAUUCGGCGCGAGUUCCAUGCAAGGCUGGCGAAUUAGUCAAGAGGAUGCACACAAUUGUUGCAUAGAUUUUGAUGAAAAUAUUUCAUUGUUUGCUGUAUAUGAUGGUCAUGGUGGCCAUGAAGUAGCAACUUACUGUGCACGUAAUCUCCCAGAUUUUAUUAAGCAAACUGAUGCAUAUAAAAAAGGAGACGUUAGACAAGCUUUGAUCGAUGCCUUUCUAGGUUUCGAUGCCACACUUGAAAAACCUGAAGUAGUUAGUAUUCUUAAAGAGCUUGCAGGAACAUCUACUUCAGACAAAAAAAAAGAUGACUUAAAUGAAUCUGAUGAAGAAGAAAAUGUUAAUAAUCUAUGUAUGGAGGCAACAAUGCCACUGGAAGAAGUUAUGGCAAAAUAUCAGUCAGAAUCAACUCCAACUAUAAAAAACCUGAAAAAUGAGAAAUGCAAUAAACGAGCUUGUUCCGCAAGUCCUUAUUUACGAGGUCGAAAAGGUAGAGAAAAAGCAAGUUCUACAUCAUCUGGUGCAGGGUGCUCAUCAUCUUCAUCUUCGUGGAAUACAAAUGAAACUGAUGUGAGCAGUUCUAGCCAACCAUGUGGGUCAGUUUUGUCUAGUUCCAUAGAAAGAAAGGAAUCAGAAUGCCCUGGAAACAAUGAGGCUGAACAAGUUCUUGAUUCAACUACUAGUAAUGGAAAUGUACAUGCAUCACCACCAGUGGGAUCAACAGUGGAUAUAGAACCAAUGAAAAGUGCAGAUAUGCCUGAUAGUUCAGAAGAUAUAAAUAAGAAGGUUUCGAGCCCUGGUAAAAUUAUAUGUGCAGAAUCAAAUGUAAAUGAAGUAGAAUUAAAUGGUGCAGAAUCAAAGCAAAUUGGAGAUGCAGAUAGUAGUAAGGGUGGGGGUGAUAACGUAUCAAGCAGUUCAUGCAUUCCGUUAGAAAAUGGAGAUGCAGGUCAACAAGAACGAAUAACCAGUACUGGUAGAAGAAGAAUUCAACCAGUUACUUUAUAUCAUACUCUACUUAAAAAAGAUAAUGAGGAUUCUGAAGAAGAUGAUGAUGAAACUGAUGAAACAUUUGAUGGAGUUCCAGAUAGUUUUAGUGAUGAAGAUGACACAGAAGAUAUUGACGAAGAUGAGAGUGAUGAAGACGAAGAUGAGGAAGAUGAAGAUGGAGAUGGUAAUAUUGAUGACGAUGAAGAUAAUGGAGCCCUUAUGGUGGAUACAGAAGAGCCAGGUUAUGAUAGUGGAUGUACUGCAGUAGUUGCAGUAUUAAAGGGCAAUGACUUGUAUGUGGCAAAUGCUGGAGACUCCCGUUGUGUUUUAUGUAGAGAUGGUCAGGCAAUUGAACUUAGCUUAGAUCAUAAACCUGAAGAUGAACCAGAAAUGAAACGUAUUGUAAAAGCUGGUGGAAAAGUUACUGCUGAUGGUAGAGUAAAUGGUGGCCUUAAUUUAUCAAGGGCACUUGGGGACCAUGCUUACAAGCAAAAUGUAGAUGUACCACCACAAGAACAAAUGAUUUCUGCACUUCCUGAUGUGAGGCAUAUUGCAGUUGAACCAGAAAAAGAUGAGUUCAUGAUACUUGCUUGUGAUGGUAUUUGGAACUUCAUGUCAAGUCAAGAUGUUGUACAAUUUAUUCAUACUCGUUUGACAUACAAUUAUGAUAAGCUGUCAAAAAUCUGUGAAGAGCUAUUUGACCACUGUCUUGCACCUGACACCUGUGGAGAUGGCACAGGAUGUGACAAUAUGACAGCUGUAAUAGUGCGAUUUAAACCGUCGACUGAUGACGUAACGAACAGUAAUAUUUCUGAAAUAUAUACUGCUAAAAGGUCAUUGUCACCAUCUGUACCCACGGAAGAAAGUAAUGACUGUGUUCUGCAGGAGGAUGCAACGAAAUCUUGUAAACGUCUUAAAACCGAAGCAACUAUGUGA
Habropoda laboriosa is the source of this 2097-nucleotide messenger RNA. RefSeq names its product probable protein phosphatase CG10417. Lineage: Eukaryota; Metazoa; Arthropoda; Insecta; Hymenoptera; Apidae. The coding region runs from base 109 to 2097 and encodes 662 amino acids. Gene Ontology annotation, molecular function: cation binding; protein serine/threonine phosphatase activity. The record is from RefSeq and is a predicted model, not a curated record. Gene Ontology annotation, biological process: protein dephosphorylation. The transcript is spliced from 6 exons.